Molecule: messenger RNA, 2889 nt
Organism: Camellia sinensis
Lineage: Eukaryota; Viridiplantae; Streptophyta; Magnoliopsida; Ericales; Theaceae
Source: RefSeq, a predicted model, not a curated record
AUGCAUCUUUUGUCCUGGAAUAUUAGAGGUUUGGGGAGUGAGGUUAAAAGGAGGAAAAUCAGGAAAGUUCUUAAAGAUGAAAAGGUAGACAUGGUGUUUUUUCAAGAAACUAAGAGAGAGGUCAUCAAUUCUGAUAUGGAUAGUUGUUGUUCUAGGAAUUUUAUUGUGGUAACUGGUAAAGUUAAAUCUGGUUUUGAUGGUGUGCUAGUCAAUCUUUAUGCUCCCAAUGAAUGUUGGGGGUUACCUAGGACGGUUUCUGAUCAUUGUCCUAUUGUUUUGAAGGAGGAUAAUAGGGAUUGGGGUCCUAAACCUUUCCGGUUUAUGAAUUGUUGGGUUCUCCAUUCUGAUUUUCUGCCUAUGGCUGAAAAGCUAAGACUUGCUGAGGAGGAGUUCCAUCAGUUAGACUUAAUAGCCGAGUCUAGAGAAUUAUCAGUUGGUGAGAGUUCCAGAAGAGCUGAGCUGAAGGAGUUAAUUUGGAAAUUAAGUAAGAGGGCUGAGUGGUUUUGGCUUCAAAAAUCCAGACAAGAUUGGGCUCUUAGAGGUGAUAAGAACACAAGGUUUUUCCAUUUGAUAGCUAAGUGCAGACAGAAUAUUAACCUCAUUAAUUCAGUGGUAGUUAAUGGGGUGGUGGUUGAUGAUCCAGCAACAGUAAAACUAGAGGUCUGGAAUCACUUUAAGAGUGCUUUUUCAGAAUCUUGGAAGGUCAGGCCUAGAAUAGGGGGUGUCUUUCAGACCUUAGCUGGUUCCCAAGCUUCUGAUCUGGAAAGGGAGUUCUCAGAGGCUGAGGUGUGGAAUGCUUUGAGGGCCUGUGAUGGGAAUAAGGCCCCUGGGCCAGAUGGUUUUAAUCUUUUGGCUAUUAGGAAGUGUUGGAAUUUUAUGAAAGGGGGUAUCAUAUUAUUUUUUAAUGAGUUUUAUGCUUAUGGGAAGCUGGCCUCCGGCCUUAUAUCUUCUUUUAUUGCUCUUAUUCCUAAGUGUGAUAAUCCUUGUAGCCUCAAUGAGUACAGACCUAUCAGUCUUAUUGGCUCCAUGUACAAGAUUCUAGCCAAGGUACUUUCUAAUAGGCUGAAGUCAGCUAUUCCUUCUAUUAUUAGCCCUACCCAGUCAGCUUUUUUGGGGGAGAGAUUCAUCCUUGAUGGGGUGCUUGUAGCAAACGAGGUGUUGGAUUGGUGGCGGUGUAAAAAGAAGAGAGGUGUGAUUAUUAAAAUCGACUUUGAAAAAGCGUAUGAUUGUGUAAAUUGGAGCUUCUUGCUUAAUAUGAUGGAGAGUUUUGAAUUUGGUCACAAAUGGAGGAGUUGGAUUCAUAGCUAUGUUACUAAUGCUAGAAUUUCUGUCUUAGUCAAUGGCAGCCCUACAAAUGAGUUUAUUGUUGAGCGGGUUCUGAGACAAGGGGAUCCCCUCUCUCCCUUUCUAUUUAAUCUGGUUGUGAAGGGUCUUAAUAUUUUGAUCUUGAGGGCUAGAGAGUUGGGUCUCUUUAAUGGGGCUGUUGUUGGGAAUGAUUUGGUUAAGGUUUCACACCUUCAAUUUGCGGACGACACCAUCUUAUUUUGUGAGGCCAAUCUAGAGGAAAUUCUUUGCAUUAAAAGAUUGCUAAGAUGUUUUGAAGUUGUGUCUGGCCUCAAGAUUAAUUACAGCAAAAAUAUGGCUAUUGGGGUUGGUGUAGAUGAGGUCAGUCUGGACCAAUAUGCUGCUAUUCUCAAUUGCUCUAAAGGUGUGCUUCCUAUUUCUUUUUUGGGUCUUCCUCUGGGUUUACCUGAAGGUGUUGCUAAAGAACUUGAUAGAAUUCAGGCUUCCUUUUUAUGGGCUGGUUCUGAUCUUAAGAAAAAGGUUCAUUUGGUGAAGUGGUCUGAAGUUACUAAAGAAUUGAGAGAUGGUGGUCUUGGUAUUAGAAGGAUUAGAGAUGUGAAUCUGUGUCUUCUGGCUAAGUGGUGGUGGAGGUUUGGGUGUGUGGAGAAGGCUUUGUGGAAAGAAAUUAUCUGCGGCAAAUACAAGUUUGAUCCAAAAUCUUGGUUGCCUUCAACUAAUUCCCAAAUCAGUGGUUCUAGAGUUUGGUCUGACAUUCUGUCAGCAGUUGAUAAAGAGGCAUCUGUCUCUGUUAUUUUGAGUAAGAGGUCUUCUCCUAAUGGGUGGGUGUUUAACUUCAGAAGAAGACUCUAUUCCUGGGAAUCUGUAGAUCUCUCUAAUCUUAUUUUAUUGCUCAAUUCUGGCCCAGUGUUAAGAUCUGGUGUAGAGGACAAAUUGGUGUGGACUUUUGGUGCCUCAGAGAGAGGCAGACUCAAAACUUCUGUGCUUCUUCAGAAUAUUGGAGCUCUUGAUCCCAGUGGUCCCUCUCUUUGUUGCUUUUGUAACUCAUGUGCUGAAGAUGUGUGUCAUGUUCUUCUUUACUGUCAAUUUGCUUGGCAAAUCUGGUCUGACUUGGUAAAAUGGUGGAGUUUGGUGUGGGUUAUGCCUGAUAAUGUAUCUCAGCUUUUGGAUUGGUGGAGUGGCUUUAAAUUUAAGAAAGUGCUUCAGAGUAUGUGGGAUGCACUGCCAUCUGUGGUUAUGUGGUUUGUGUGGAAGGCUAGGAAUGAGAUCAGAUGUGCUGGUUCUGGGGCUAACUGGUGUGAAGUUUGGGGUUUUGAAUUGUGGCUCUGCUACUGCUGUCUGGUGGGUGCUAGUGCUGUCGCUGUGUUGGUUUGCUGGGUUCUGCUUCUGCUGUUCUGUGGCAUUCUGUGGGGUGAUCUAUUGCUUGUUACUGCCUUGCUGAGUUGCUUUGCUGCUGCUGUUUUGUGCUGCUGGUGCGUGGCUCUGUGCUGCUACUGUGUUGGUUGGGAUGUAGCUGUUGGCAUGCGUUCGGGUGAUUUUAGUGUGUCCUUCAGUUGCAGUUUGCUUCAGCUGUUUUUAGUUCCCUAA